Prunus mume (Japanese apricot) is the source of this 721-nucleotide messenger RNA. NCBI's taxonomy places the organism in Eukaryota, Viridiplantae, Streptophyta, Magnoliopsida, Rosales, Rosaceae. The record is from RefSeq and is a predicted model, not a curated record.
AUGGCCUUUCAGUUUCUAUUUUUGGCAUUCAUCGCCAUAACUUGUUCCAUUGCUUUGGCAACUGAUCCAAGUUCUCUUCAGGAUUUCUGCGUGGCUGACCCAGUAAGAUCAGGUAUACCAGUCAAUGGCCUUGUUUGCAAGGACCCCAAGUUUGUUGAAGCCAAUGACUUCUCCUUCAGUGGCCUUCACCUAGCAGGCAACACAUCAAACACGGUCGGUUCACAUGUGACCCCAGUCAAUGUAGCCCAAAUUGCAGGACUUAACACUCUUGGCAUCUCCAUUGCUCGCAUCGAUUAUGCACCGUGGGGUGUUAAUUCUCCACACACACAUCCUCGAGCCAGUGAAGUCUUGACAGUCCUUGAAGGGAGCCUCCAAGUAGGCUUUAUCACCUCCCACCCCGAAAACCGUCUCAUCACCAAGAUACUUCAUGUGGGUGAUGUGUUUGUGUUCCCAGUAGGCCUUUUGCAUUUCCAGCGCAAUAUUGGAUAUGGUAAUGCAGUUGCCAUUGCAGCUCUCAGCAGCCAAAAUCCAGGUGUUAUUACCAUUGCAAAUGCAGUGUUUGGAUCGAAUCCUGACAUCUCUAGUGAUGUUCUUACAAGGGCUUUCCAAGUGGAUAAGGACACAAUUUACAAUUUCCAGUCAAGGUUUUAGACUCCAAGAUGGAAUCUGCUCUAUUGAAGUCAAAAGGGACUGAGAGUUUAUUUGAGAGUGUCUAAUGUGU